Ostrinia nubilalis (European corn borer) is the source of this 3541-nucleotide messenger RNA. RefSeq lists its product as uncharacterized. The record is from RefSeq and is a predicted model, not a curated record. Bases 247 to 1533 code for a protein of 428 amino acids. NCBI's taxonomy places the organism in Eukaryota, Metazoa, Arthropoda, Insecta, Lepidoptera, Crambidae. The transcript has 9 exons.
GUUUUCAUAAUUUUUCAUGGUGGAUUUCCUAAUUGUGUUUUAAAUGAAAAUGGUGGCUUUUUUAAAUGUUAAUCAUUUAAAUUGUAAGUUUUUGAAUUUACAAUUUACACCUCGAUCUGCAUAACAUGUGCUUUGGUAAUAGAACUCUUGUUUCGUAUGUACAAAGCGGCGCGCCGUAUGUGUUGACACUCAGAAGAAGUGUUUAUUUGCGAGAUACAUCGGGGAAUUGUUUUCAUUGCCUGAAACAUGUCUCUGGGCGGUUCGACUGUGCUGAAAAGCGCCACCAUGCUGGAACAGCUCUUGGAGGAGAUCAACUUUCAGAGGACCAAAGAGAUGCGACAACUAUUGAAAGAUGAGAGUGGGUUCGUGGUGCUGCAGGGGACGACGUACUGGACCGACCUGUUCGUGCGGCACUUCCUGUUCCAGGAGGAGCAGGCCAUCGACUGCGACGACCUGCUGUUCUUCGUGCGCAAGCGCCACGUCAAGGGCUCCUCGCGCUACCUGCCCAAGUACGAGACGGACGUGGACGUGUUCCGCAAGGACUCGAAGAAGCUGCCCAUCGGCGACCCCGAGGUGGACUGGGAGGAGACGGUGUACCUCAACCUCGUCGUGCACCAGUUCGAGUACACGCUCACGCUGGCCAUCUGCACGCGCACCAGCCCCAAGGAGCUGCAGGUGCUCAAGCGGCACUCGCAGAAGGUGUACGCGUCGCCGAGCCGCCGCAAGAUGGACACCAAGGGCGAGGGCGAGGAGAUGACCUACCCCCACAUCUGCUUCAUGGUCGACAAUUUUGACGAGGUGUUCUGCGACAUCGUGGUCCGCGACGGCGAGAUGGUGUGCGUGGAGCUGGUGGCUCGCGGGCGCGGCGGCGCGGCGCAGGCCGUGAUCUUCCUCGGCUCCAUCCGCUACGACGCGCUCACCCGCGUCUACGACUCGAGGCAAACGUCGCUAUCCACGAAGGUGGCGCAGCGCAUGUCGUUCGGGCUGCUGGGCGGCAAGGCGGCGGCGCGCUGCGAGUUCGUGCGCAUGAAGGGCCCCAGCGGCAAGGGCCACGCCGAGAUGGCCGUGUCACGCCCACACGCCGCCGGGCUCGACACGCCCUCCUCCGAGCCCGGCCUGUGCGCCACUGACAUGUGGGACAGCGACUGGGACGACGACCCUGAGGAGAUGUUCAUAUAUCGCCACCAGCGGCGGCUGAGCGACCCGAGCGCGAACAUCACGAACUUCGUGCGCGGCGGCUGGCGCACGCGCGCGCCCAAGGACAAGAGCCGCUCCGAGAACGAGGGGCUGGACGCGCUCGUGGACGGGCUGGCCGAGGUGGAGGCCGGCGACCUGCGCGACGAACUGGACGACGGCGCAUACAACCCGCUAUGGGCGAUGCGCGGGUUCACGCAGACCUUCCACCUGUGGAAGGAGGGCAAGCGGCAGCAGUCCACGCCGCUUAACGCCUUCCUCACCUACGUCACGCUGCCCUGGUGGAGCAUCGCCAAAGACAUCCUGGACCACCGCGAGGAGCCAAUUCUGACGUUCUAGUGCGCCGGCGCGCGCACCCUCGGUCGAAUACUAUCCGAUAAGUCAUUUUAUUUUUUUAUCCAUAGUAGCCCGGCAGCAAAACAUAAAACUAAAGUAUAUGUAUAACUAUUUAUACAUAAUUUUUAACUAAAAAUUAUUAUUAUCAAUAGAAGAAAAUGUAAAUCUUGACAGCAGAUUCCUAUAUACGUAUAAAUAACGUGGAUAUCGCCUAAUCAUUCCGCAGAAUGGAAAGACUGUUAUUUGCUGUCGGACUAUGCAUAUUUUUGGUUAUUACUGAACAUAAUUUACUUUUAUUUCUUAUUACAAUAUAAUGUACUAUUAUCGGCGAGGGUGCCCAUAACAUGCCUUAAAAAGUACGAAACUCGGCAAGCAAAUGUGAAUUUGUUUGGAGCUAUCCAUAAAAUACGAUGAAAAAAUAUGUGUUCUUUUUGUGUAAGUAAAUUAUACAUUCCAUUUGAAUAGUUUUGAGUAUCAUACAAGACCUAUUUUAUGGAUGCCUCCAGUGGAAUGAAACGUCUCACGGUACUCGAUUAAAUGUUUAAUAUUUGGCCGCAAACGCUAAAAGACCCACUCAACGUCAUAACGAUAUUAAAAAAAAUCGUUUGCGGUCGCCUAAUAUUUUAAGAACGAAAUAACAUACAAUUAUGUGCCUGAAAUAAAUGUUAGAUUUUUCUUUAUUGCAAAAAAGAGAAUUAAGCAAGAUAUUUUCAUGAAAGAAACAACAAUAGAAAAGGUUUGUGGUGGAGAGUGUUGCUUUUCGGAAAGCUCUAUCAUUAGUUAGGCGAACAAAUAAUCGUGUGAUAUGUAUGUUACGUGUAACUGUCGCUAUUUAUAUUGUAUGUAUGUACUACUAUUAUUAUUUAUCGCACUAGUCAUUAUAUUUAAGCGUAAGUGGUAUUCAUUUGAAUAAUGUAUGGUUAUAUUCGGCGUCCAAAUUAUUUUAGUUUUAACCUGCGACAAGCGCAAAGGACUUGCGGAUCAAAAACGAACUUCCUACAUUUCCAUUAACAAGUAUCAUUUUAAAAUAAUGUAAUUGAUACAAUGUGUAUUCAAAGAAAAAGAAAAUUUGAUUCCAAUAAUGCGCACAAUGUUUGGAAUACUUUCAUUUGACGGUUCUAUAUAUUUUAUUUUAAUUAAGAAAAUGGUUUCUUUUUCAGUUAUUUGUUGUGCGUCCUAAUUUUCGUCUCGCUUCCGUUUUUGUGCUACAAAUAUAUCGAGUUCCUAAUUUUAGCUUUUUACUGUGAAACAAAAUAGUCCGAAGUUACAGGUCCGUAGCGGAAGACUUAACGGAAUUGCAAGAGUAAUGGAUGACAUUACAAUCACAGGGAGUACAUGUUCUAGACAUUUCAUAUGCUUCAAACAAAUUGGCGCGAUUAUAACGGACAGAACUUAUGCUAUUCAUUAGCAAUGGCCGUCCAUGCAACUUUGUGUGAAUCUUUUACCAGCAGAUGUUACUUAAGAAUGUUACUGAUAGUUUUAAAUAAUCAGCCGUUUCUAAAAUGUCCGGUCAGUCUACACAGGGACUACAGGGACAUAAUAUUGUCGAAGGAAUGUAAGAGGAAAGUAAACUAAAUUUUGUUUUUAGAAUUCGCGUCACUUUGUUUGAAACAAGCUCGGUAAGUAAUACAGAAAGUAUUUAUUUUUUUAAUGAAGAGAGAUCAGUCGGUACGAUAACUAGUCGUGUUUUAGGGGCUAAUAACAGGCAGCAUCGCAAACGUGACGGAUUUGAUAAGUAGGGCGCGCGCGAUAACCUGUGAGCCCCACACAUUCCAGAACUCGAAUGGCCGAAUAAAUGCGUUAUUUUUGUAUAACUGCCUUCGGGCCUUGACGUGCAUGGUUCGAUGCCCGGUUGGUGUACGAUUAUUUUAUAGGGCGUUGAAGUCGAAAUUGUAAUCGAUAAGUUAUUUUAACCACAAAGAUAUGUAAUCAUUCUAGUCGGAAAUAGUCAUAAAAUUAUGAUUUGAUAUUAGUAUAAUUUGACUGAAUAUAAAUUAUAAUUGCAAGCAUA